Scomber scombrus (Atlantic mackerel) is the source of this 8376-nucleotide messenger RNA. It is a transcript of the gene rif1, whose product is annotated as replication timing regulatory factor 1. Bases 210 to 7721 code for a protein of 2503 amino acids. NCBI's taxonomy places the organism in Eukaryota, Metazoa, Chordata, Actinopteri, Scombriformes, Scombridae. The record is from RefSeq and is a predicted model, not a curated record. Gene Ontology annotation, biological process: telomere maintenance. The transcript has 36 exons. Gene Ontology annotation, cellular component: nucleus.
GAUUUCGCGGGGUAAAAGCACAAGGCGCAACACAAGAAGAGAGCUAAAAUAGAAAAGUGUAACACUGCGGAGGGCAGACUUCCACUCUACACACACUGAGGAGGACUGCUGGAGCCUUUUCUUUACCGGGGGGUUGAUGCUCUGGAUAUAGUGGAGGGUGAACACAGCUCCACAUACAUCUCUGUGAGGCUUUGUGGUGGUGAGUAAUAAUGAUGGCGACGGCGGGGCCUCCCAGCAACUCCAGCUUCCUCCCUCUGCUGGAGUCUCUGGAGGACGGUGCUGCCGGACAGUCGGAGCAGACAGAUGCCUACCUCACAAUCGCCAACCGGCUCAGUGGAGAAGAGGGCCGUCAGUUUCUCCCUGCAGUUGAAAAGCACUUUUCUCGUUUGGGUAAAGCCAUCUUGGCUCACAUAAGCAGUCCCAACACCGAUCUGUGCCAAGCUGCCUUGCAAGCUUUAGGGUUCUGCGUGUAUCAUUCUCACGUGGUCUCUGGAGUGCCUGAAACCUUCGCAGCAGAAGUACUAUCAGCACUUUGCUCCUUGGUGGUGAAAUCGACAGAUAAGAAUACGUGCACUAGAGCAUUAUGGGUCAUCUCCAAACAGAGUUUUUCUCCAGAUGUGGUAACUAAAAAAGUGCCGCGUAUACUGGAGGCUCUGGAGAGCGUGUGGAGCAGAGAGGAUGUCCAGUCUGUUGUAAUGGAGCAUGAAGCGUUGAACGUUGUCAUCAGGCUGCUGGAGCACGUGCCGAAGCCGAUGGGCGACGGAACGGUCCGGUGGGCGAAACUGGUCAUCCCGCUGGUGGUGCACUCUGCCUCCAAGGUGCGCCUACGAGCCGCGGCGGCCAUGGAGCUGGGCAUGCCUCUGCUGCUGGAGAAACAGACGGAUGUGGCCGGCAUCAUUGAACCGAUCAUGUCUUCGAAACUGAUCCCAGAGCUGCAAAAGCUUUUCAUGUCCAAGAAUGAAACAAACGUCCUGAAGCUGUGGCCUUUAUUUGUUAAACUUCUAGGGAAGCUGCUCCACAAAGGAGGCCCCUUCAUCAACUCCCUGCUGCAUCUGGAGGAGCUCGGUUUCCGUAGCUCGUCUCCCACCAUCAAGAAAAUCGCCUUCCUCGCCUGGAAAAGCCUCAUAGACAACUUUGCCCUCAAUCCAGACAUCCUGUGCAGCGCCAAACGUAUGAAGCUCCUGAUGCAGCCCCUCAUAUCCAUCAACGUGAAGACGGAGGCCCUGAUGCUCACCAAGGUGGAGGUCUGGUGGUACUUGGUGGUCCAGCUCGGGGCCAACCUGUCGCCCAACUUUGAUCAGGUUUCUGUCCCUCUGCUCCAGUGCACUAUUGCAGCAAACUCCUCUUCUGUCCCAGGAACACCCGCUAGAGCUGUCACUCAAAACGGCACAUCAACACCCGGCACACCUAAGACCGCUACUGCCGGCACCUCAGGCUUCAACAGCCCAGCCAACACCACCCGGAUGAGCCUGAACUCCAGCGUUCAGGUUCCCACCACCUUCCCCUCCAUCCAGGUGCUGGGGCUGGAGAUGCUGCUUCAUUAUUUCCUGGGACCAGAGGUUGUUACCACGGCAGCAAAGCACAAAGUCACCCUGAGUCUCGAGCCUUUGAACCACCCGCUCCUCUAUGCCGCCUCCUCCUUCACUAAACAUGCCGCCGUGCUCAUCUCAAACAUCAGAGAUGGCGUCACCAGCGUCGGCCAAGAAGCCCCAGAAUCCCUUUUGUCUGUCUUAUGGACCAAUCUCGUUCGUUUUGUCAGCUUAACUAUUGAGUCUGGAGGCAGUAAGAAGGACCGUCAGGGUUGUGAAGUUCUGACGCUGAUGCUUCAGGCUCUGCAGAGCAUCGUCACCUCUGAAGCUCUGCCUGCAGACAGAGUCCUGAUUCUGUUUGAAGCCACAGUGAAAGGCGUUCCCCAGAGAGUCCUCGGCUCUGCCUCCUAUCAAGUGGGCAAGAUGGACGUACUGAAUGGAACACCGGCUCUGUACAUCGUUCUUCUCCUCUUCAACAGCACCAUGCUCCCUGCAUAUAUAGAGGAUGAGAGGUUUUUCCAGUGCCUUCAGACACUUGUGGGCUGUGGCUUGUCUGGUCCCACAUCCCCUCUGGCGUUUGGGGAAGCGGUGCUGGGCGCCAUGAGCAACAGUGCUGCGUCUCUGCAGAACAAGGAGCAGCUGUUGAGGAUGUGGAGCGUGAUGGUCAGCCCGCUCACAGACACCAUCACACAGUCUAAUGAAGUCAACCAAGGUGAUGCCCUGGAGCACAACUUCAGCGCCUUGCACUCUGCCCUGCUGUUCCCAGUCACUCAUCUGCUACGUGGUGCUCCUCUACAGCAGGCGUCCCAGAAGUCCAUGCUGUCCACGUGGUCCAAGCUGUACAAGGUGUUUGCCCGCUGCUCAGCGCUGGUGGUCACAGCUGAGGAAAACAUCUGCUGUGAGGAGUUCUGUGCAAAGAUGGCCACUGCAAUCGACAAAGAUGCCCUAAUGGCUCCUUCGACAUUGAACGCCGUUGCCAGUAUCCUCCAGGUCGUGGUGGAGUGUGUGGACUUCUCUCCAUACACACCUCAUUUUCAGCAAAAGCUUAAGUCUCCUCACACUCCUGUAAUCUGGACAAGAAAGAGAAAUAAAGCUCUGGGGAACUUGUCAACCUUCCAGUCGCUGCUGAUACAAUGUCUAGACGUGUAUCUGGAGAACCCCGAGGCUUCCGCUGAUCCCACGGGAUUGGCCCUGCUCUCCAUCCUGUCUGCUCUCUUUACAAACCUGGUCCUCGCCCUCGCUGUCCAGGAGGCGCUGACAUCUCUGAUUCAGCCUCUCACUGUCUUCUACAAACAGGCAGCCACCGAGCAGCCAAAAUUCACCUCACAGAUUCUGGCAAAGUUGGAGAAGCUUCUCGCGGAAGUUCUGGGCUGCCUGCAGAGCAGCUCCACUUUGGCCUGCGAUGAUGAACUCCUGGCUCUGCUGUCUCCUCUGCUUUGUGUGGUAUUUCCUCACAAGAACAAGCAGGUCCGCACGUCAGUCGCCCACUUCUGGAACUCCACCUUCGCCAACUCUGUCAGCCUCGCUUAUCCAGAUGAGCUCAGACCAAUCCUGAGCCAAGUGAAGCAAAAGACUCCAAUCAUACUUCCUGGCUUUGAGGCGGUCAGUGUUCCUGAUGAGCUCAGUGGACAGUAUUCAAGCGAGAGUUCCCAGAUGGAGACCAAGCUCAGCGGUAUUACAGUGUCUUCUGUGGGCAAGAGAGACUCGCUGCUGGGAAAGACUCCUGAGCUGAAAGACAGGAGGUCCGCAAAGACCUCCAAGCCAGUUUCUACAAAACUGGAUUUUGGCUCUCCCAAACCUCCCCGCAGACAGGUUUUGGAGGAAGAGGCCUCUAUUGAUUUUGUCUUCAUUCCUCCUGAGACGAAAGAGAGAGUAUUAACAGAGCACCAGAAGGAAGUGAAGAGGACUAAAAGGGUCGACAUCCCAGCCAUGUAUAACAACCUUGAUGCUUCUAUGGAUACCACAGUGUUCAGCCAGUACACACAGAGCCAAGAAGAUUCAGCGGGCAAACUGCCAACUGAACAAGAGGACAUGGUUGCCAAGGAGGCUCCAGGCAAGGUUUCUCAGGAAGCUGUGGCAAAUGAGGAAGAAGCUGACGUUCAAACAAAAGACACUCAAGACUACGUGAGCCCCACAGCAGUGGAGAAUCAGACAGAAAACCACAAAGAGGAAGAGAUGAUACCCGAGUCGGCAGAUGUUUCAAUGGAGGAUGACGCCAAGAAUGAGGUCAGCACAGAAGACAUGGAUACAAAUGCUAAAGAGGGCACCAGUCCCAACAUCUCAGGCUCUUCAGAUUUGGUCUCAGGAACUCCUCAGAAACCCUGCAGCCGCCGCCAGUCCUUUAUUACUUUGGAGAAGUACACUGAGGGUAAACCUGCUAGCCCCAAAUCUACGUUUACAGGUCCCCUCAUAAAGACCUCCAAUAGCCAAGAACGCAGUGACAGCCUCAAAACUUCCACCCCUCAAGCUUCCCAGACAGUCACUGGCCCAAACUCUCAGGACUGUCAUUCCUCACAGACAGGACAAAUUAACUCGCAGUGUCUUGAAAACAAUCUCCAAGAGUCUCCUCGAAGGCCCAAAGUAGACUCUGGGAAGAAAAGUAAGCCUGUAAGGCUAACUGAUAGACUGCCAAGUGAUGCAACAGAGGAUGAAGACGUUAUCCCAGACACUCAGACUGAAGCAGAGGUUAAGGAGAGUACAGAAAAGUCUUCUACAUUAGAGGAAAUGAACCCCUCAAGCCAGGAAGGUGAAUCUCAACAGAGUCUGGAUGAAUCUCAAUCCUCCGAGACCCAGACCUCUUCAGGUGAACCCAGGCGGUCAGGACGCCCCAGAGUCAGACCUCUGCUGCCUGGAGAGAAUCCAGAGGAACAGGAAGAGAAAUACACGCAUUCGAAAAGGAGACGUUCUGGAGAGGAAAAUAAAGGGUCAACCCCACAACAAGGCAGACCAAACACGAGAAGUAAACAGGCUGCUGAGGAGGAUAGUGGCAGAAGACGAACAAGAGCUCAGAGCGACUUGAACAAGUCCAGUCAAACGAACUCUCAGGGUAGAUCGUCGAAGAAGAUCAGACUGUUCAGCAAUUCUCAGGAUUUCCUUGCUAUACCUGAACACAAAAGGAGAAGUGCCAGAGAUCAGGAGUCCAGCCAAACUGACCCACAGUCAGACACACAAUCUGAGCAUGAAAGUCAGUCACAGAAAAAGCCUGUGGGUCGUCCACGCAAAUCAUUGGAGAAUAAGGUUUUACCUGAGAAAGAGUCCAGCCAAACUGCCACACCUGAGCUUGAGCUUGUGGAACAGUCCAAAAAGAAUGAAGAUGAGUCAAAUAAAGAUUCUCAAAUGGUCACUUCAUCUCCUCAAACUGAUAAAGAAUCCCAAGAGCUCAAGCAUGUAGAACAGACCAAAAAUGAAAAGGUAGAUUCUCAGACAAUCUCCUCUUCCACAACUAAUGGAGAGUCCCAAGAUAAAACAAACACUACAAGCCAGUUGGUGAAUGAUUCAGAGGAGAUGGUCAAAGACCAAAACCAGACAGUAGAAGGUACAGAUGUCAACCUUAGUCAAGAGGACUCUCAAGUGAUCACACCGUCAUCUUCUGAUAGCCAGUCUUUGCGUAGAAGAAGAAGUAAGGCAUCAUCUGAGGCAGCAGAACUGUCGCAGGACUUAAGCAACUCAUCCAGAAGGCAGAGUAGGUCUAAUUCUCAGACAAUGGAGUCAGCUGUCAGUCAGGCAGAGCCUAAAAGUGGAGGUAGGACCAGAAGGAGCAAGGUACAAGAGGAACAAUCCAAGUCAAGUCCAGAGAACUCUCAAUCAUUAGAUAUUUCAGGAUCAAGCCAGUCCUCCCAAGGAAGGGGCAGAUAUUCUAGACGAAAAUCUUCUCCCGCGUUGGCAGCCAAUAUGCAGUCUUCAGAGUCUGAAUCUUUGGAGGCCAAAGAGACACCCUCAAUGCCCAAAAAGAGAGGGAGGAAAUCUCGAGCGCUGUCUCUUGCAAGUCCUCUCACUAUUGAACCCAAAGACAAGAUUGAUGGCAAUAUUGCUAAGGAUGAUUUGGAUAUUUCUCAAAAGGUAGAUUCACAAGGCAUAGAAACAACUAAUGUAACAGAUUUGGAUUCCCCAAAAAGCCAAGAUUUGCAGGACUCUGAAUCCCUCCAGGUUACAUGUAGCAUUGAGGAGCAAAGUAAUGAAGGGGGACAAAUGGAGGUGGAGGCUGGUAUUGCUGUACCAUCAGAGCCUGUUGUCCUGGACAAAACUGACACUGAAAACACAAAGGACAGCAGCAUGUCACCUUGCAAGAAGGCCGAAACAAAUGCUGAUUCUACAUCACAAGAAAGUGACAUUGGAGACUCACAACCGGCUGAAAUGCUUGAAUCGGUUGGGAUCAGCACUGAACCAAUUCAGGAAGACUUACCCUGUGGCACCUAUGAUUUGUCUGCUGUGGACAUACCUGCUGAGACAACAGAGGAACCACCGGCCUCAGCGUCUUCAAAGGAGAAAGUGGCCGAAGUGGCCGACCCCGAUGACGCGGUUACAGAAAACGAAACCUGUGAUUUGUCUGCUGUGGACAUACCUGCUGAGACAACAGAGGAACCACUGGCCUCAGCGUCUUCACAGGAGAAAGUGGCCGAAGUGGCCGACCCCGAUGACGCGGUUACAGAAAACGAAACCUGUGAUUUGUCUGCUGUGGACAUACCUGCUGAGACAACAGAGGAACCACAGGCCUCAGCGUCUUCAAAGGAGAAAAUGGCCGAGCCCGAUGACACGGUUAUAGAAAACGAAAAGGAUUUGGAUGAAGACCACCAAGAACAUCCAGUAGAGGACACUCCCCGUACCUCUUCUGGACAAAACCCGGAGGAGUAUCCAGAUGUCAUUGAUGAGCCUUCAAUGGAGGAGGAACAGCCUGCUCCCGUCGAAGAAGACAAAUCAACAAACCAGCUCACAGAGGCCAGUGCCGGUGAAGACGUCACACCUCUGCAGGACAGCAGUGAUGACAACAAAACCCAGAUUCUGGAGUGUCAGGAUGGAGAGAAAACUCAGACUUCGAACUCUGAAAACGAAGGAGUCGCAACUUCAGAUGCUGCUCUGAAUGACGUUUUUGCCACUUCAGUCACUUUAGAACCGACAACCAAACAUGUUUUCCAAGAAUCUCCAAUGAAGCAGAAAGACCUAGAGGCUUUGAUGGAGCCUGACGUUGGUCAAAGUCCCAUCAGUGGCAGGACCAGAGGAACCUGGUCUCCCUCAGCCUCCCCUUCUACUAGUAUUCUUAAAAAGGGCCAGAAAAGACCACUAGAAGAGGAGACUCCCUCACCUCUUAUCAAGUCCCGCCGUGUGUCUUUUGCUGAUCCCAUCCAGCAGCAGGAAACUGCAGAUGACAUCGAUCGUCGCAGUCCGGCCAUCAGAACCAGCUCCCCCAGAAGAUCCAGAAUUAGCAACAUCCCACAGCCAAAAUAUAUUACAACUCCAACGAAGGGUCUGCUGAUGCUGAGUCCCAGAAAUCUACACAGUCCAGGUUACAAGAGCUCCAAGAAAUGCCUGAUUUCUGAAAUGAGCCAGGAGCCUCGACCUGUCUCCAAAGACUGUAUCUACCCUGCCCUUGUUGGCUGCUCUGCACCCGUAGAAGCUGUGCUGCCUCAGAUAUCCUCCAACAUGUGGUCUCGGGGUUUUGGGCAGCUUGUGCGAGCCAGAAACAUCAAAACAGUGGGUGACCUCAGUGCUCUGACUCCCGGUGAAAUCAAGACUCUGCCAAUUCGCUCCCCAAAGAUCUCAAAUGUCAAGAAGGCACUUAAAAGCUAUGAACAACAGCGUAAAGGACGAGGUCUUGAGGAGUUGAAGAGUUUUGAUGAAACGGAGAUGAUGACCUCUGAACUGGAAGAGACGAGCACUCCUCACAACCAGGAUGAGGAGGAUAAGACCUCAGGCGAGACACUAGCCACAGAGCUGGUGGACGAGCCCAUUCCUGUGGAUGGGAGGAUGGAGGAGAACCGCUCCGGGAAUCUGAAGCUUGACCUGCUGGCUGCAGGGGAUCGGCCUAAAGGACUUCUGUCAGAGGUGGAGGCUCUGACCUGCAGGAUGUCACCUCUAGAACUCAAUCGCUGCUCACCACAGCAGCUCGUUCAGAUGCACGAUCAGUUAGGAGGGAUGAUGAGGCGCGUGGUGGUGGAGCUGCAGACACGGGUCUGCCAGACAGAUAGCAAACCUUGAAGAGACUAAUGCUUCUGCUGGAAGAGACGGCAGCACAGGCAUAAAAGGCACAGGAAAAGACCAAACUGUUGGAUUCAUUGAGACAUUCUCUGCAAAAAUACAUCAUUGCUCAAGUUAAAUGAACUGAAUUGACAAAGGAGGAUUUUAUGCUUUUAACUGGGUAUGGUUUCCCCCUUUUAUCUGCUUUAAAUAUUUUAAAAUAAAUACUUUUAUUUUAUGAUCUCAUUUCUCGAGCUGUAAUGCAGCAUAUUUUUAGAGACACUCAAAGGGAAGCACAGUCACACUUUUUAAGCUGUGUCAGAAGAGGAAGUCAUGUUUUUUUUUUUUAGUAGUGAUAGUUGGAGAGGAUGGUUUUUUCCUACUUUCCUGUAUAGACUUUGUAAUAAAAGACUGAUGGAAGACAAAUGUAUGUAGAAGAAAAAUAACUUUUUUUCCUCUACACCUUUUGAAUUUUCUACAUACUUUCUCUCAUGUCAAUUAAUUCCUUCAUUCCUCAGUGUGCCUGUUUUUAGGCUGUUUACAGUUCAUCUGUGCCUUUGUAUAUUUUGUAGCAUUUCUGUCAUCUCACUUAAUGUCUUCUCACAUUUUUUUUUAAUGAAAUAGACGGUCUGCACUUCAGUAUUUGUGGUUUUAAAUACUUCAAUAAAAUACAGAA